GGGUGAGUUCUCGCUCUCUGGAGGGACAUGUGGGUUGCUGAAGGAGUUAAGAUGUCUCUUACCAAACCCUGGCCCUCCCCAUCCCUGCAUCUGCCUUCGUGGCUUUAACGAGAAACCCAGGCGCUUCAUAAGAGACUGUACAAAUAACUUCUAGGGCGCCACUAACUCAUUCAGCAGAAAGAGACCCAGGGCUGCCAAUGUUUCAGGGAAGAUAAGUGAGUGGAAAAAAGGUGGUUUUUAUAGCGUCAGGCGGACAGAAGGAUUUGCGUGGUUGAGCGUGAGCUCCGCCCCUGCAGCAGGGCUGAGAAAAACCAGGAUCCGGGUUCCUCAGCCCCUCUUCACAAUAUUUGAUUAGGAAUUUGGGGCGGGACCCUGGUCUGGCACAGGCACGCACACUCUCAGUAGACUCUUUCACUCCUCUCUCUCUUCCUCUCUCACACGUUCUCCAACCCAAGGAGGCCAGACAGAGGGACGUGGUCACUCUCUGAAAGGUUCAACUCGAGAGACAAAAUGCAGUGGACCUCCCUCCUGCUGCUGGCAGGGCUCUUCUCCCUCUCCCAGGCCCAGUAUGAAGAUGACCCUCAUUGGUGGUUCCACUACCUCCGCAGCCAGCAGUCCACCUACUACGAUCCCUAUGACCCUUACCCGUAUGAGACCUACGAGCCUUACCCCUAUGGGGUGGAUGAAGGGCCAGCCUACACCUACGGCUCUCCAUCCCCUCCAGAUCCCCGCGACUGCCCCCAGGAGUGCGACUGCCCACCCAACUUCCCCACGGCCAUGUACUGUGACAAUCGCAACCUCAAGUACCUGCCCUUUGUUCCCUCCCGCAUGAAGUAUGUGUACUUCCAGAACAACCAAAUCACCUCCAUCCAGGAAGGCGUCUUUGACAAUGCCACAGGGCUGCUGUGGAUUGCUCUCCAUGGCAACCAGAUCACCAGUGAUAAGGUGGGCAGGAAGGUCUUCUCCAAGCUGAGGCACCUGGAGAGGCUGUACCUGGACCACAACAACCUGACCCGGAUGCCCGGUCCCCUGCCUCGAUCCCUGAGAGAGCUCCAUCUCGACCACAACCAGAUCUCACGGGUCCCCAACAAUGCUCUGGAGGGGCUGGAGAACCUCACGGCCUUGUACCUCCAACACAAUGAGAUCCAGGAAGUGGGCAGUUCCAUGAGGGGCCUCCGGUCACUGAUCUUGCUGGACCUGAGUUAUAACCACCUUCGGAAGGUGCCUGAUGGGCUACCCUCAGCUCUUGAGCAGCUGUACAUGGAGCACAACAAUGUCUACACCGUCCCCGAUAGCUACUUCCGGGGGGCGCCCAAGCUGCUGUAUGUGCGGCUGUCCCACAACAGUCUAACCAACAAUGGCCUGGCCUCCAACACCUUCAAUUCCAGCAGCCUCCUUGAGCUAGACCUCUCCUACAACCAGCUGCAGAAGAUCCCCCCAGUCAACACCAACCUGGAGAACCUCUACCUCCAAGGCAAUAGGAUCAAUGAGUUCUCCAUCAGCAGCUUCUGCACCGUGGUGGACGUCGUGAACUUCUCCAAGCUGCAGGUGCUGCGCCUGGACGGGAACGAGAUCAAGCGCAGCGCCAUGCCUGCCGACGCGCCCCUCUGCCUGCGCCUUGCCAGCCUCAUCGAGAUCUGAGCAGCCCUGGCACCGGGUACUGGGCGGAGAGCCCCCGUGGCAUUUGGCUUGAUGGUUUGGUUUGGCUUUUGCUGGAAGGUCCAGGAUGGACCAUGUGACAGAAGUCCACGGGCACCCUCUGUAGUCUUCUUUCCUGUAGGUGGGGUUGGGGGGGGCGAUCAGGGACAGGCAGCCUUCUGCUGAGGACAUAGGCAGAAGUUCACUCUUUUCCAGGGACAGAAGUGGUGGUAGAUGGAAGGAUCCCUGGAUGUUCCGACCCCAUAAAUCUCACGACUCUUAAGUUCUUCCCAAUGAUCUGAGGUCAUGGAACUUCAAAAGUGGCAUGGGCAAUAGUAUAUAACCGUACUUUUCUAACAAUCCCUGGCUGUCUGUGAGCAGCACUUGACAGCUCUCCCUCUGUGCUGGGCUGGUCGUGCAGUUACUCUGGGCUCCCAUUUGUUGCUUCUCAAAAUAUACCUCUUGCCCAGCUGCCUCUUCUGAAAUCCACUUCACCCACUCCACUUUCCUCCACAGAUGCCUCUUCUGUGCCUUAAGCAGAGUCAGGAGACCCCAAGGCAUGUGAACAUCUGCCCAGCAACCUGUGGAGACAACCCACACUGUGUCUGAGGGUGAAAGGACACCAGGAGUCACUUCUAUACCUCCCUAACCUCACCCCUGGAAAGCCACAAGAUUGGAGGUCACCAGCAUGAUGAUGAUAUUCAUGACCUGAUGUGGGAGGAGACAGCCAACCUCAGGCUUAGAUCAAUGUAUAGGGCUAUAUUUUGGCAGCUGGGUAGCUCUUUGAAGGUGGAUAAGACUUCAGAAGAGGAAAGGCUAGGCUUUGCUUAUCAUCAGCAUCUGCAAUGGGCCAAACACACCUCAAAUUGGCUGAGUUGAGAAAGCAGCCCCAGUAGUUCCAUUCUCGCCCAGCACUUUCUGCAUUCCAAACAGCAUCCUACCUGGGUUUUUAUCCACAAAGGUAGCAGCCACAUGGUUUUUAAAGUAUGAGAAACAUAGUUUGUCCUCUCCUUUUAUCCAAGCAGGAAGAUUCUAUAUCCUGAUGGUAGAGACAGACUCCAGGCAGCCCUGGACUUGCUAGCCCAAAGAAGGAGGAUGUGGUUAAUCUGUAACACCUGGUUGUCCUAAGGCCAUAGUUAAAAAGUACCAGCUCUGGCUGGGGUCCAUGAAGCCCAGGCCAGGCAGCCAAAUCUUGCCUGUGCUGGGCAUACAACCCUCUGCUUUCACAUCUCUGAGAUAUAUCCUUAUUAGUGAAGAUGGCUUUUGCUUUAUAGUUUGGCUGAGGAGCACUUAAUUCUUCCCAUUUCAAAAGGUAAUGUUGCCUGGGGCUUAACCCACCUGCCCUUUGGGCAAGGUUGGGACAAAGCCAUCUGGGCAGUCAGGGGCAAGGACUGCUGGAGGAGAGUUAGCCCAAGUCUGGGCUCUGCCCAGAUGCCAUCACAUCCCUGAUACUGUGUAUGCUUUGAAGCACCUUCCCUGAGAAGGGAAGAGGGGAUCUUUGGACUAUGUUCUUGGCUCCAGACCUGGAAUCCACAAAAGCCAAACCAGCUCAUUUCAACAAAGGAGCUCUGAUGUGAGGGGCAAGGCUGCCCCCUGCCCCAGGGCUCUUCAGAAAGCAUCUGCAUGUGAACACCAUCAUGCCUUUAUAAAGGAUCCUUAUUACAGGAAAAGCAUGAGUGGUGGCUAACCUGACCAAUAAAGUUAUUUUAUGAUUGCA
This is a messenger RNA of Gorilla gorilla gorilla (western lowland gorilla), 3355 nucleotides long. It is a transcript of the gene FMOD, whose product is annotated as fibromodulin. Gene Ontology annotation, molecular function: protein binding. The transcript is spliced from 3 exons. Lineage: Eukaryota; Metazoa; Chordata; Mammalia; Primates; Hominidae. The record is from RefSeq and is a predicted model, not a curated record. The coding region runs from base 511 to 1641 and encodes 376 amino acids.